GUGGAGAAUUGAAUUAUUUGUUCUAGGUAUCCAUUUGUCUAAAGAAAGAGUCUUUAUUAACAAAUGCGAAUACAUUCAAAGCUGUGCAGAAUUAUCAACAAGCCGCUUAGCACCAUCUGGAGGAAAGUUAUCUUAUUUUCAAAAUCUUCUAACUCGGUACCUAGAGCACAUACUGUAUCAUAAGGACAGUAUCACCACGGCUAAAUCUGACCAGCAAACACUAAACCCAAAUUCCCUCGCAUUAAAAAAGAGUUUACCGGUCAUUGAAUCUAACAGGACCCAUGUGUUGAAACAGCAGAUGUCGUAAAUAUUAUUUUAAAAGACUACUGCAUCGAGAGCGGGUAAAUACAGAGAUCUGUUGCAGAAAAGAGGAUACCUGUGCGAUAAAUCUCCGCUUUGUAACCCUGUAAACUUUGGAUUUAUAAGCAUGUUUCAAAACUCGGGGGAAAUUGAAUGGUGAGUGGAUUUUUUUAAACACUUCAUGCGCAAGAAUGCAUCUCGUUUUCAGAGGAAAUUCAAACAAAGAACCAGCGCAGGCCAAUCGGAAUCAAAUAUUUAUAUAUAAUUGAUUUCCUGGUAAGAGGAACACGCAGUCGUUUCGUACUGAAAUUAAGCGUCAGUAAACAGGGGGUAUAGCUCACCUACUGUAAGUGCCAAAAGCCAAGUACUGAAAACAUGGAGGUCCUGCCCUGUGUAUAAUCUUGGAGAGCCGCCAGCGGUGCUGCAGAAUGGGUUUUUUUUUAACACGCAAGUCUCGUGCAGGUAGACUUGAUUGAGCGAAGAAGGCGAACUUAAUCUUCAGAGCUUCAACCAAGAGGAGCUAUCCAUGGUGAUGAAGCAUGUCUGCUGUCCUUUGCUGUCAUCAAACGAUAGCAUCUUUUCGCAGGUAACACUUAAAUGGACCUACAAACAGUGCAAGUAUCCGAUUCAGAGCAGUAGUAUGUACCGUAUUCUUGCAAGGGGGGCAGCCUCCGUGCUCUCUCAUAGUGUGCAACACCUGAUGUGAAGAACAAGAGUACCGCAGUCGCGCAGCUUGGAUGAUAAAGAAAAUCGGCAAGGGCACACAGACAUGAAAGCAGAAAAGGGACUACGUGCGUUUGUUUCAGACUCGAAAAGGCAACGAGAUGUUUCAGAUGUGACGUCGACAUCCAUUACUUUCUGUGCAUUUCCACUUGCUUUCCAUAACGACGACGUUUGGAUCCAAAGCCAUGUUAUCGCCACGACCCCUAAAGAAAAAGUUAAUAUGAUUUCAUUUGUAACGUACUUGAAGUUGAUUGAAGAGUAGCUUUGGGACACUGAACUGCAAACAAAUCUUAUGAAACCUGCUAACAGGUUCUGUCGAAAUUAAAUGCACGGAUGAUCUGGAAAAGAAACGAUUUGCAAAAUAUAUCAAAUACACAAUGUUCACCGCAUUAAUAUAACUGCCGUGGUUACCAUGGUUAAUAGCGCAAUAAGUUAACUGGAAAAACUAGUGGAUUUCUGUCUGGAAGCGAACUUUUUUUUCAAGAGGAAAAAAUAAAAUAAAGGAAGGCAUGGCACAAGUCCCUAUUUAUGUGAACUGUAUUGCGCUGGUGCUUUCUAGCUGUAACAUCCUUUUGGUGGAAGCAAAUAGGCCACCAGCUCCUGUCAAUGUUACUGUCACACACCUGAAAGCAGAUUCGGCCACCGUGUCCUGGGACGUUCCUGAGGGAGAUGUUAUCAUCGGAUAUGCCAUUUCUCAGCAGAGACAGGAUGGGCAGAUGCAAAGGUUCAUCAGGGAAGUUAAUACCACAAAUCGUGCUUGUGUCCUCUGGGACCUAGAUGAAGAAACAGACUACAUUAUCCAGGUCCAAUCCAUUGGACUUUAUGGGGAAAGCCAAGCCAGCAAAAGAAUUCAUUUUCGGACCUUGAAAAAGUCUGAUCGCUUCCCAUCCAACAGCUCUAACCAAGAUGACCCGACAGUGCAGGGACUGGAUAAAUCGCGACAUCUUCAAACUGGGGAGCUGAUCAUUAUAGCUGUGGUUCUCAUCAUGUGGGCAGCUGUGAUCGCUCUGUUCUGCAGACAGUAUGACAUCAUUAAAGACAAUGAUUUCAACAACAACAAGGAAAAGGCCAAGCCGUCCUCAGAGCACAGCACGCCGGAGAGACCUACUGGGGGGCUCCUGCGCAGCAAGUUCCAGAAAACAGCACCAUCAAUCAACAUCAUUGAAGUCUGAUGCAAGAAAUUCAGAUUCUAACUCCCACCCCUGUCUGUCCCAAUCUUUCUCUAUCAAGAAAAAUUGCAGAGCGUUACAUGAAUAAUGCUAUUUCUAUGACCAAACCCACACUAAAACUGAAGGCACAUUUGCCCCUGAAAACAGUGUCCAUGAUGUACAGUGCAUGAUAAAUACAAUGUUGAUCCACAUCAUUCCUUGAGCUACACCUUUAAGUACAGUUUUAACACUGCUUUUCAAUGGAUCCACUUGUACUGUAUAUUAUGAAGAAAAAAGAACAGAAGAUGUGAAGGACUAAUGGCACUGUGUAAAAAUGGGAGCUACAGUUUCUUCAAUGUAAAAUAUCACAGGAAAGUAGCAGAAGCUGGGAAUGUUUCUGUUACCUAAUCUUUUUACAUUUUUUUCUUUCACCUGUAUGUUUGUGUUACAGAUUUCUGUAUGUUACAGAUAUGCACUACAUGUAGGCCAACAUUAAUUAGGAAUUAGACUUUUUUUUUUCAUUAAAAUGGAAAAAUCCCCAUAAGAAGCCUUUAUCAGACUGGAUAGCCUUGUAAAUUUCUAUAGUUACCAUGACGAUCUUUGAUUUCAUGAACAGUGUCUGAGCUAUGCUUUAAAAAGACCCUUUUCCUAUCCUACAUGUGAUUUGGAAAUCAUCAUAAUAGAGAAAGAUCAAGAUAUUUUCUUCAACAAAAACUGAACUACUUUUCAAAGAUAUUUUGACUCAUUUUUAUAGCCAUACAAGAAUGGAUUGUGCUUCUUAAAAAUAAUAUAAUAAUGAAGAAUGUGCAUGUUGGCGUUAUAUUAUGCUGUGGAUUAAGCACUUAAUUUGAAAUAAACAAAACUCUUAAUUUGCCAAAUUCCUGUUUACAAAGGUGAACUCACAAAUGUUGUCACAAAAGGGAAUGUGAUUUGUUUACAGAGUUGUCUUUAUCAGUCUUUAUCACUGCCGGCACUUAAUUUAUUUUUUAUGAUAUUUGGGAAAUGUAGACCAGAUAUGAAUACACCAAAUCAAAAGAAAAUGUAUAUCUGACAGGUAAAUAAAGCCCUCAUGCACCAAAUGA
This is a messenger RNA of Lepisosteus oculatus (spotted gar), 3253 nucleotides long. It is a transcript of the gene fndc4a, whose product is annotated as fibronectin type III domain containing 4a. NCBI's taxonomy places the organism in Eukaryota, Metazoa, Chordata, Actinopteri, Semionotiformes, Lepisosteidae. The record is from RefSeq and is a predicted model, not a curated record. Gene Ontology annotation, cellular component: plasma membrane; extracellular region. Gene Ontology annotation, molecular function: protein binding.